This is a messenger RNA of Sorghum bicolor (sorghum), 858 nucleotides long. RefSeq lists its product as uncharacterized. The transcript is spliced from 3 exons. The record is from RefSeq and is a predicted model, not a curated record. Lineage: Eukaryota; Viridiplantae; Streptophyta; Magnoliopsida; Poales; Poaceae. Bases 57 to 623 code for a protein of 188 amino acids.
UAAGGUCCCAAAUGCAAGCUAUCUAGCUCUAGCGCCCGCCGAUCGAUCAGCUAGCGAUGGCAAGACCCACUGCAGCUGCCGCCUUAGCCGCCUGCGCCGCUGUCUUGCUCUUGUUUGCUGGACAAAGCGUAGCCAUCUUGUUCCCAUUCGGAGCCUUCUUUCCUGUAGAUUAUGUGCCACCAACAGUGAGGAUAUUCAUCAGUGACAAGCUCUCGCUGAACGUGGCCGUCUACGACCACGGGGACAACACACAGAUAUGGUGGAAGAUCCCUCCUCUGCCGAGCCUUAUAGACGGAGAGGGUGACAAGUACUGGCUGGUGAACGUGGCCACGAGACAGGCCAUGACGAGCCCAACAGGAAACGGUCAGCAGGUGCAACUGGCAGAGUUCAACCCGUUCGAUAGCAAGGGCUUGCAGCUGUGGGUGCCGAGCCCACCCCGUCCUCAAGACGCCGGCUUCUACCAGAUACAACCAAACACAGACGAUGAUUCGGCCCUCGCCGGAUUAUUCGACGGCGGCGACGACGUCGUACACGACGGGAUGGAAAUCGGGAUCAAUUCUUCAACACCAGUAACUUCAAACAACUUGUGGAUGACACUCAAUGUCAUCCCCUACCCGUCCUGAAGGGGACUCGCUGAACAUCAAGGGGCCUCGCUCGCUGUUCUUGCUCCUGAAUGAUCAAGAUUAAGGGAACCUCCUUUUCAAAAUAUGAUGCUUUCUAGCUUGUGUCCACCUUAUAUGUCUUCGCCAUAGUAAUACUCUCUCCGUCCCUUUAAAAAUGUUCAUUUUGAACUUGAUUUAAGAUAUCAAGAAGUGAUUAAUCAGAGUCUAUUUUCUUAUGUUUGCCCUUAUCAAAUAA